Molecule: messenger RNA, 3907 nt
Organism: Dendroctonus ponderosae (mountain pine beetle)
Lineage: Eukaryota; Metazoa; Arthropoda; Insecta; Coleoptera; Curculionidae
Exons: 12
Coding region: 235-3441 (1068 amino acids)
Source: RefSeq, a predicted model, not a curated record
GCCGUGUAGACAUCAAUACGCCUAGUUCUCCUUCUUCAUUCACCUCAGUUGGCGUGUCAUUGUGCUUCCCCUCGUCGUUUCUUCCGGUUUGUCGAGACGAUUGCCGCUUGAUUACAAAGGAUAAUUUGCUGAAGACACUUGAGGAUUAUCUGCAACGAGUUUCCAGCCAGAUUGACUCCUUAAGACCAGAUUUGCGAUGAUUGUGGCCUGACUGCCAACGAGGAUUAAUCGAAAAUGACAUCAAAAUUUCGCCUAUUUUCCGCUUAUUUCCUGUUGGUUAACAUUUGGACUUCCAACGGGCAAGUGUUCAUCAACAAUGAAAUUCCAGCGCAAGUGGCCACUCCAGCAGUCCAAAACGACAAUUUGGUCACUCAGACCGUCUAUGGCUUUUUAGAUUUUACCACCACAAUCGGAAACACCAUUAUGGUGUUUUCUCCGCAAAGUUCAUCAGCUGUUACCGAAAAAACCAAAGAUGUAACAUCAAACAUAAUCAUCGACACUAAACCAGCCGUCGUUAAGCACGACGUGGUAAAAAUCAGUCCUUCAAAGACGGUUUCGCAUAAAAUCGAGACGGUUCAAGAAGUGUCGUCGAUAGUUCACGUGAACUCAGGCCCAGAUGCAAAUCCGCAAUCAAAAAGGCCCGAGAUUAAGCAUUCGCCGGCAACUCGAGUCAAUGUAAUUUCAAGCAAAGCCGUGGUGGCCCCGAUAAUUGUAAGUAAAGUCCAGGUGAUCGAAGAGGUUAAGCCAGCCGCAAAGCAGCACAUAAUCACCAAAGUGGAAGUUGUUAGCGAAGCGCCCAAGUCGAUUAUCGCCAGUAAAGUCGAAGUAAUAGCCGAAGAAAAACCGACCAGAAGUGUCGUCCAAGUGAAGUCGGACGACGAGCCGGCAGUGAUUAUCGGAAAUAACAUCGGCGAUCCAGAGUACGAAUUCCUAUCCAGCCAGCCCUCAGAAGUCGUCGAGCAGACGUACAAAGUAAUAAACUUAAGGCCCAGCUCGAAGUUCCAGCAGAAACUGCGGCCGUCUGUCGAUGUGAAAAAACAACCGACUAGAAGGCCUGAUAAUCCGCGCCCUACAGGAUUAGUUUCAAAGAUGGAAGGCAUGGUAGUUCAUGAUGGAAUCAUGACCUCAUACGAAACCAGUGUGAUUGGAACAUACAUUAAUGGAAAGUACGCCCAAGUGCUGCAAAGCACAUCGCAAGUUUUCAAUCAUCCGAAAGAAAACCCGGUGCGAGGCAAGAUUGCGCCCACUCAAAGCCUAAGAAUUCUGAAAACAGCAGCGCCCGCUUUAAAGCCACAUAAUAAAAAACAGCAGCACCUGGAGCCGACCCCUGCCGCCUCCAUUAACGAAGAUGUGUCCAUGGCGGCAGCUGAUGCUUUUAACGCGCAAAAUUCGAUAAAAUCCACGAGAAAGCCGGCGAAAAGGUUUAAAAAUCGACCAAAAGAAGCUGAAACGGUAGAACAAAGAACUGAGAAAGAGACCGCGACCAGCAGUCAGCCCACGUAUAAAAAGCCGGCCAAGAAUAGAAGCUCCACUAGGAAUUCCAAAGCACACACGUCUACACAUAGACAACCGAAAUCUGGUCGAGGGAAUCGCAAAUCCAAUCGCAAAUCAAAAUCUUCGAAAAACUCUUCAACUCCUCCGCCUGCCAACAGCGAAGAACAUACGGCAGCACCGUCUGGUAAACGGUUUUCUAGUGGAAAUGGACGAAGGAAGACGAAUCGGGCUUCAACAGUCACCAGUGAGGAGAAGAACAGUCCAGCAGUGAGCCGGAGGGGCUACAAGCCGAGAGUGCAACCUUCGCCGGUAGAUCAAUCUCCAUCUGCUUCUACCAGCGUGUAUAAAUUCAAGCUAAAUAGAACGCCGGGAAGAUGGCAGUACAAAACAAGCCCCAAACCGAAGGUAACGAUUCGCAAGCAAAGCGGCGACGAAGACGGCGCUGGAAACAACGAAACGUUAUCAGCUUCGGCUGCUAUUAAACUGGGAGAAGCUGGACCACUUAGCAACGACGUCGUCACACCGCUAGCUCGAUCGGACGAUGUCGAUAGUCUUGAAGGCUCCGAGUCGAUAACCACAAUUAUCGACGAUGAUGGCGCAACAGAGAAUCGUGUCGAUAGUCCUUCUUUGCCUCUGGAGACUCUGAAAGUGGAAAUAUCCACUCCUCCGGACUUCAAGGAUGUUUACUAUGAAAUUGCCACCAUUAAGUCUCCCUAUACUUUCCAGGUGGGAAAUGUGAAGAACACACGCUACAUCACAGUGACAUCAACAUUCGAGAAGAGCCUGGAAAAUUCGGAGCCAACACCGACUUUAGCGCCGACCGAGCCAUUGACCGAAAAUAUUCUUGCCACGACAAGCAAUUACGCAAAAGAUAACAACUUAGACUCUAGCAUAGCGACAUUACCGCCCAUUUAUCUCGCAUCCGAUGUAGCGACGCCACCCCUCGAGACACUUACUGAAACAUUCAGCACCACCCAGACAAUGCUCAAGACACACAUUUUGCCAGUAAUUCGCAGCGUCAAUGACACUACGAGUUCUACUUUAGUGCAGACCUACUUGAUAACUCGAUUAGUUACGGCCACGAAGACUCUUCCACCCAUGGAGGCGUAUCAUUUCAAUCCCAGCAAGACAUUUAAUGAGUUUAACACUCGGCUUGAUGAGGCCGGCUCCGAAUUCAACUUGCAAUUUGGCGACAGCAAUGAGCAGGAUGAGGACGAAGCUCCGAAAAGAGUGCUUCCGGCCGAUUUGGAUCUAGAUCUGGCUAAUAUCGGGACGAACUUCAAUUUGCCGGAGACUGAUAAGGCGAAGAUUGAGAAGGAGCUGAAGAAUCGUCGGGUGCAGCAGAAGCCGCCAAUGAACGAUUUCCAGCAGAACCUGAGUCCGGAUCAGCUGCAGCAGCUGGCGUUCUUGAGGUUGCUGAAUCCUCAAGCGAAUCCGAAUCAGGGCCAAGUCAUCACAACAUCGAGGCCAGUGGUGAAGGUGGAAACUGUCUAUGAAACGCAUGUGCUUCCAGUCACGCAAGGCCACAAUACGGUUUUGAGCACGAUUUCGAAAGUGAAAGGAACCUUCACGAAAACUGACUACGAAUUUGGAACCAGCACCAUUGCGCCAGCGUUCCCUCAGCCGAUUCCUCAAAUUCCACAGAUUCCCCAGAUUCCGCAGAUUCCCCAGAUUCCUCCUCAAUUGUUCCCUCCGCAGGUGGGCCAGCCUCAGUUCACCAUCACGUCUUCGCCGGUCACUCAAAACACCAUCAUCACGCAAACCAACAGCAAAGUGCUGAAGUUGACUUUCGGAGCUCGGACUGCUUUGACUACAGUCUUUUCCACUACAGUGGUACCAACGGUUUUGACUACCUACAUGACGGCAUCGGUUCCGGUGGUUGCUCCAACUGCAGCUUUUCCUGGGUACUUCCCAGCCCCUUAUCCUGGAUACCCUUAUGUGGGGUAAUUUUUUUAUAAGUGUGGUGCCAAAACGCUGUGUAUAUAGCUGAAUGAACUGAAUAUCCUCGGAAUUAACGGGAUUUUUUUAAAUGGUAAAUAAUAUUUAUUUGCGGGGUCCAGACCAGGGCUGGAGUGAGGUGAGGAAAUACCCAACUGUACAUAAUCAUGCAACGUUUUAUCUACUUCAGUGCUUCUUCCAGUUUAUUUUAGGCGCUUCCUCUCAUAUUAUCUCCUCUCGUGAUCCACUCAAGGAAGCAACUUUUAUUACGUUUUGUUUUCUGUUAGAUUUUAUCCUUGCGGCUUUUGCCAGAUAUCGAACUGAUUUUAUACUCAUACUUAUGUCUGUAGCGAAGAUCAAUGUGCAAUAGAUUUUUAGAAUUACCACUGUAUAUUUGUAUUAACUGAUUAUUUGAUUGUUUUAUUAUUUUUGUAUUUCGGACUUUUCUUAGAAAAUAAAUCGAGAUUGAAAAACA